GCUCCCCACUGAAUCUGAGCAUCCUUUUUUCUUUUAGCUAAAUCUUUGUUAAUUCAGAUCUCUUCCAAUGGUUUUAGCAAUUUCAAUUGCUUUAUCCAAUUUUUAAGAAAAGCUUUGAACAAAGCACAAAAGAAUGCCAAGCAACGGCGACUCUGGAGAAUCAACUUCAACUCAAUCACCUCCAAACCCUAGCUCCCGAAAAGCCGAGAGGCCACCGGUGCUGAAGAAGUUCAAGACUGUAGCACCGGAUGAUCCGCGGCCCACACCACACUUUCCGGGCCCACUUUUCCCCACCGUUCGUCGCGUCACGAGUCUUCCCCCGUCGUCCGAUCGACGUGCAUCCGUUGACAUCGAUGCCUCCGCUGAUAAGCAAAGUAGCCAAGGGAAUGUUGCUGCUAGUAGCCUUAAUCACGUUGAUGCUGUGAAUAGUUUAUCAGGUAGGGAUUGGAUGUAUCCUUCGUUUCUUGGGCCCCAUGCUGCGAGGAAUCGGUUGGUGACGGUUAAGCCGGCGUUGAAGCCGCCGGUUCGAGGAGAUGGGGAGAGAUUAGUGGAACGGGUUCAAGGUAAGUUGGUGGAUGAGAAGCAGCUAAGUAACACUCCUGCCAACAAGGAGGAAAUCAAAAUCGUGGCGAAUCAAGCUUCGACAACUACGACGAUAACUGAGAGGAGUUCGGUGAGUUCGUCGAGCUCGAGGAGGAUUCGAGGGCUGAAAUUGAAGCGUUAUUUCAUCAUCUUUUUGGUUAUUUUCAGUUGUAUAUAUCCUUUAACUUAUGUGUGUCAUCUGCGAAAUAAAGUUGCCAGACUAGAGGUAGAGAACAUUAACCUUCAUCGAUGUUGUAGUGAAACCAAUGUUGGUGGUAACAAUGGCAAUGAAGUUUUUCCGCCUGAAGCUGAUGGUUUAUAUAAAUUUUUUGGUAACGCUGACAGUAAAACUGUUGCUUUAUACACCGUAAUGUUAACCCUCACGAUGCCUUUUGUGUUGUACAAAUGUCUUGAUUAUCUUCCUCAAAUAAAGAUUCUCUCCAAAAGAACAAAGCCUAACAAGGAGGAGGUUCCCUUGGAGAAGAGAAUUGCAUAUAUGGUGGAUGUUUGUUUCUCUGUAUAUCCUUAUGCAAAGCUUCUUGCACUCCUUUUUGCAACAAUAUUUCUUAUAGCAUUUGGUGGCUUGGCAUUGUAUUCGGUCACUGACGGCAGCCUUACUGAGGCUCUUUGGCUUUCAUGGACAUUUGUGGCCGACUCUGGAAAUCAUGCUGAUAGUGUUGGAAUUGGUCCCAGGAUUGUCUCUGUCUUUAUAAGUUCAGGAGGCAUGCUGAUAUUUGCAAUGAUGCUAGGGCUUGUCUCAGAUGCUAUCUCAGAAAAGGUUGAUUCACUCCGAAAGGGGAAGAGUGAAGUCAUUGAAAAGAACCAUAUGCUAAUUCUUGGGUGGAGUGAUAAAUUGGGAUCACUUUUGAAGCAACUAGCAAUAGCGAACAAAAGUGUUGGUGGUGGAGUGGUAGUAGUACUAGCCGAAAGAGACAAAGAAGAAAUGGAGAUGGAUAUAGCAAAGCUGGAAUUUGACUUUAUGGGAACAUCUGUCAUUUGCAGGAGUGGAAGUCCUCUGAUACUUGCUGAUUUAAAGAAGGUCUCUGUAUCGAAAGCGCGUGCCAUUAUUGUAUUAGCAUAUGAUGAAAAUGCAGAUCAGAGUGAUGCUCGGGCCUUGAGGGUUGUGCUCAGUCUAACUGGGGUUAAGGAGGGUUUGAGGGGUCAUGUUGUGGUUGAAAUGAGUGACCUUGACAAUGAGCCCCUGGUAAAGCUUGUUGGAGGAGAUCUCAUAGAAACUGUUGUUGCACAUGAUGUGAUUGGCCGCUUGAUGAUACAGUGUGCUCUGCAACCUGGCCUCGCACAGAUAUGGGAGGAUAUAUUGGGGUUUGAGAAUGAUGAGUUUUACAUUAAAAGGUGGCCUCAGUUGGAUGGUAUGCAGUUUGAAGAAGUGCUCAUUUCAUUUCCUGAUGCAAUUCCUUGUGUCAAGGUUGCAGCAGAUAAUGGGAAAAUAAUCAUCAAUCCAGAUGAUAAUUAUGUACUGAAAGAAGGGGAUGAAGUUCUUGUUAUAGCCGAGGAUGAUGACACUUAUGCUCCUGGUCCUCUCCCAGAGGUAUGCAGAGUUAGCUUUCCGGAGGUACCUGAACUUCCAAAAUAUCCUGAGAGGAUACUGUUCUGUGGCUGGCGGCGUGAUAUUCAUGAUAUGAUUAUGGUUCUGGAGGCAUUUCUCGCACCAGGUUCAGAACUGUGGAUGUUUAACGAGGUUACAGAAAAAGAAAGAGAGACAAAAUUGAUUGAUAGUGGACUUGAUAUUUCUGGAUUAGAAAACAUUAAACUUGUCCACCGUGAGGGGAAUGCUGUCAUUAGAAGGCACUUAGAAAGCCUUCCUUUGGAGACUUUUGAUUCUAUUUUAAUUCUUGCAGAUGAGUCACUGGAGGACUCUGUAGUGCAUUCGGACUCUAGAUCUCUUGCCACCCUUCUCCUUAUUCGAGACAUACAGUCAAAACGUCUCCCCUACAAAGAUACAAGAUCAACUUCUUUACGGCCUGCCGGAUUCUCUCACAGUUCCUGGAUCCGUGAAAUGCAGCAAGCUUCAGAUAAAUCGAUAAUCAUUAGUGAAAUUCUGGACUCUAGGACAAGGAACCUAGUUUCUGUUUCGAGAAUCAGCGACUAUGUGCUGUCAAAUGAGCUUGUAAGUAUGGCACUGGCAAUGGUGGCUGAAGACAAGCAAAUAAACCGUGUUCUUGAGGAGCUUUUUGCAGAGGAGGGGAAUGAGAUGUGUAUCAAACCUGCAGAAUUCUACUUAUUUGAGCAGGAAGAGCUAUGCUUUUAUGAAAUAAUGAUUAGGGGUCGCCAAAGAAAAGAAAUUGUUAUUGGCUAUCGCCUCGCAAAUUCCGAGCGUGCAGUUAUCAACCCUCCAAGAAAGUCGGAACCAAGAAAAUGGUCUCUUGACGAUGUUUUUGUUGUCAUCUCAUCAGGUUCAUGAAUGCAACGCAUAGGAUACUUUCCUCUGUAAUUGUGCUAUUACUGAUCCUCCUCGAUUCGUCUAUAUAUGUCCACUUGCAUUUUCAACUGUAACUAGAGUUUCACUGAGAAAGAUAGCUUCAUGAAACAAAGGUAGGUAGAAUAGAAACCUUGAUUCGCGGAUUUAACCCGACAAUCAUGUUCUGCUACUGUACCGAGAUUAUUGUCAAGAAAA
Hibiscus syriacus is the source of this 3217-nucleotide messenger RNA. Its product is annotated as ion channel DMI1-like. The record is from RefSeq and is a predicted model, not a curated record. Lineage: Eukaryota; Viridiplantae; Streptophyta; Magnoliopsida; Malvales; Malvaceae. Gene Ontology annotation, biological process: monoatomic ion transport.